Nematostella vectensis (starlet sea anemone) is the source of this 5395-nucleotide messenger RNA. RefSeq names its product sodium-dependent phosphate transport protein 2B. The transcript is spliced from 4 exons. Gene Ontology annotation, cellular component: membrane. Gene Ontology annotation, molecular function: sodium:phosphate symporter activity. NCBI's taxonomy places the organism in Eukaryota, Metazoa, Cnidaria, Anthozoa, Actiniaria, Edwardsiidae. Bases 69 to 1910 code for a protein of 613 amino acids. The record is from RefSeq and is a predicted model, not a curated record. Gene Ontology annotation, biological process: sodium-dependent phosphate transport.
UAGCGUGACGUCAUAGCGUGGUGGCUCAAAUUUACGAUCAGAUACCGGCAGAUUUCAGUUCACCAAAAAUGGCGGACGGUAAACUAGCUUUUUCAAACAUUCAGAGCGAAGAAUUGCUUGGUGUUCGUAAGAAUGAGUCUUCGAAGAAGAGCCUGGACGUAGAAGUCGCGAUUGAAGCGGGAAGUCGUUUGGUUCUAACUGACGAGAAUGAGGAAUUUGAUCCUUGGGCCUUGCCUGCGUUCAAGAGUGUUGGACCCAAGUGGUCGGAGCUUGAAACUUCUGGAAAACUAAAGCGAGUGCUGCUUUUGAUCAUCAAGUUUGCCAUGCUUACUGGUUUGCUGUAUCUGUUCAUCUGCUCGCUGAGUUUCCUGAGUAGUGCGUUUCGUUUACUUGGCGGAAAAGCGGCCGGAGAGGCGUUUGCUUCGAACAAGAUUCUGACCAACCCUGUUGCCGGACUGAUGAUUGGAAUACUCGCGACUGUUCUUGUUCAGAGUUCAUCCACCACAACAUCCAUUGUAGUAGCCAUGGUCGCCUCUUCCAUAAUAGACGUGAGACCUGCCAUCCCUAUUAUCAUGGGUGCCAACAUUGGAACCUCUGUGACCAACACAAUUGUGUCCCUUGCCCAAGCUACUGAGCGCAAUGAGUUCCGAAGAGCCUUUGCUGGUGCUACAGUGCAUGAUAUCUUUAAUUGGCUCUCCGUGCUGGUCUUUCUACCUCUGGAAGUUGUUUCUCACUACCUGUUCCACUUCACAAGUGUCCUUGUCAAGGUCAUGGAUCUUAAAACCAAUAAGGGGUACAAAACAGAAUUCCUGUCCAAACUGACUAAGCCAUUUACACAGCUUGUCAUCCAGCUUGAUAAGAAAGUCAUCACCCAAAUUGCACUUCAAAAGAAAGGCGCUGAAGACAAGUCUUUGAUUAAGUCUUAUUGCAGUAAAGAAAGUGUAGUUGUCUUGGAAAAUGUCACAAGCCUUAUCAAUGAGACUGUUAAUGGCAUCACUGUUGCAGUCAACAGAACAGCACCAAUGAACAUUACGAAAGAACUCAAGAACCCAUGCAAGUUCCUGUUCUAUGACACUGGGCUGUCUGAUACCUCCGUUGGAAUCAUUUUACUGGUAAUUGCCCUCCUCAUUCUCUGUACCUGCCUUGUUCUGAUUGUCAAGCUCCUCCACUCUCUGCUAAGGGGCCAGAUUGCUGCAGUCAUCAAGCGCACAGUCAACUCGGACUUCCCCAAGCCAUUUCACCACUUCACUGGGUACUUUGCCUUGCUAGUGGGUGCCACCAUGACUAUCUUGGUUCAGUCAAGUUCCAUCUUCACGUCUGCUCUCACCCCCCUGAUUGGUGUUGGUGUUGUCACCAUUGAGCGUGCCUAUCCCCUUACCCUGGGUGCUAACAUUGGUACCACUGGUACUGGAAUCUUGGCUGCCCUUGCAAGUGACCAAGGACAACUUGAUAAAGCCCUCCAGAUCGCCUUGUGCCACUUGUUUUUCAACAUUUCUGGUAUUCUUCUGUGGUUCCCUAUUCCCUGCAUGCGCAGAGUCCCCAUCAACUUUGCCAAGACCCUGGGCAACAAGACUGCUGAUUACCGUUGGUUCGCUGUGGCCUACCUCAUAUUUGGAUUCUUCCUUCUCCCUGCAUCAGUGUUUGGCCUCUCCCUUGCCGGUUGGCAGAUCCUCCUUGGUGUUGCAGCUCCCCUUCUCCUACUGUUCUUGUUCAUACUUGUUACAAGUCUGCUGCAGCGCAGGGCCCCUAAUGCUUUACCAGAAGUUCUGAAAGACUGGGAAUGGGCACCCAAGUGGACACGCUCUUUGGAGCCUCAUGACAAAGUCAUCACCAAAGUGUGUGAAAUAAGCAAAGGGCGAUGUGGGAUCAAAAGAACUAAAGAUCUCCCUGAUUUGGAGACCUGUGUAUAGAAGAAGUGUGUUUUGGUAGUGCAUGUAAACAUGCCAAAUCAAUAAGAUAAGCAUAGCAAUAGAUUAUAUUAAUUUAUUUUGAUACAUGAUUUCUUUACUAUCUCUUUAUUAUGUGGAGCCUUUUUUUGUUCAGUUUGAACUUACAUAAUGUUUAAACAUGCAUACAGUACAGUUCAUAUUUGAAUAAUUGUUAAAACAUUGUUUUUGUGGGGUUAUUUAUUAAUUUACAUGCUUUGCUUUCUUUAUAGGAUGGUUUACAUGCAUUUAGCAAACAUGGCUAUCUAAAAGAUCUUUAGAAAGCAAAAUAUCAGCAAUACAUGCUAAUGUUUGCUUCUAAAGUGGUCUUUUAGAAAUUGUUUGCUUCUAAUAAUGUAAGUGUUCAUAGAAAAAUAUAAUAUACAUUUAUAUGAGAAAAAAAAUAAAACAUACUUUGAAGCCUUAUCAGGCUUUGAUUCACAUUAUUUAAGGUAAGUUUUAUAUUAAUUUGGUAGCAUAACGCAUGGUGGCAUUGCAAUAAAAUAAACAUGAUUUGUGUAAUGAUUUGAACAUUGUUAUUGGUGAUAUCAUAAUACUCACAAUAGCCUAACAAGAAAAACCUGCCCCUGUAUAAUUGGCGUAUCAUAAUGCUCAAAGUAUUUGUUUUGGUUACUACAUGGUUCUAUGAUUAUGAUAAGAAAUGGUAGCCUAGCAAAAACAAUGUUUCAACUACAUGUGAUAUUUUUGGCUGGAAUUCUUCACUAGAAAUCUUUGAAAUACCAGUCAGUUCCAAACUUUGUUAUUGAGUGCAGAAGAUAGAAAGUGCCUGUGUGUGUGUUUUUUUUUUUUUAGGAAAUUAAUGUAAAACCAUUUUUCAAAGCUGAAUAGUUGUUGGCUGCUUAGAUUGUUCAUUAAUUCUCAUUCACUUAUUCACCCAUACCAAUGGGUUAGGCCCUUUAAAUAGAAUACCCUUGCUGAUAGUUUGCCACCACAAUUAUAAGGUAGUUUUAUGGUAAUUCAGAGAAUAUGUAUAAUUGAUAGACUUAUUUCUUUUCAGGUGGGGAUCAAGAAUUAAGACUAGGAUUUUAAACAAAUCAUUCCAACAAGGUCUUUUUGGUGCAUUGUCAAGUGUUAUAUGUACAGACUAUUUUUUGUUGAAUUGUAUAUUAUGGUACUGCUCUAAAUGUUAUUUAUGUUAAUGACUAGAACCUGUUUACUUACAGAAGUCCAUUUUCUUUUCAGGUUUGUGUAGACAGGCUACACCAGAGCUAUUUACAUACCAAUUUGUCUACUAGAAAAAUACAUAUUAAUAAGGCUAGUGUUAUUUUUCUGGGGAUCAUCCACACAAGAUAAUACAAAUUUGCAAAUAAGAUUUUGCCUCAAGACAUUUUUUUUAAAAACACGAGGUUCCCCUUUAAAAGGGAAAGCUCCUCCCGUCCCCGGGCUCAAAUUUGCAAUUAUAACCAGAACACUGCCACAAAUUACAAGUCUACUGUAAAAUUGCUUAUCUCUGAGUCUAAGUCGGCUGGAAUAAAAUUAUUUUUGCACAGGUAACAAGACAGUUUUCUUAAGAGAUUGAUAAAUUAGUUAUUUGCUGUCCACUCACCUUUUCGGUGCAAAAUUUUGCGCUAUCCAUUACCUAGCCCACCUGCAUAAAUUAUUCUCGCGCUGUGAUGGAAAUGCUUGUAUUUUAGAGCGCACACAGCUUAGUAUAGCAUUAUUUUAUGAUAGAAACAUUUUUAGAUGGACAACUAUGAAUGAAAUUUAUUUUGGUUUUGAAUAUGAAAUUUGGAUUCAGCGCUCGGAGCAAUUGUCUUGACUCAUUGACGGCUGAUUGAUAACUGAUUGUUCUUGAGCCUGGGGGUGGGAGGAGCUUUCCCUUUUAUAGCGGAACCUCGAAAUGUUUGUGUAUCGAAUAUUUUCUUCAAUUUGUUUUUCGAAGAAAAUAAUCCUAAAGACCAAAAUUUCCCUGCAAUUUUUCGCUGCAAAGUUGAAAUUUAUCGUUAUUCCAGGGUGCUGACAAACUCAUUCCCCUGAGUGUGGUUGGGGGCCAGACACAAUAGAAAAUGCAAUGCCAUGGCAACCGCUGUGACCAUUGUAUUGUGUCUGGGGGGGAGGGGGGGCGACUUUUGUCAGCACCCUGGAAGAACGAUAAAUUUCAACUUUGCAGUGAAAUUCUGGUCUUUUUGAUAAUUUUCUUUGAUUGAUGUUUAGAAACUAUUCUUCUAUGGCAUAUAGAAUUUUGAAGGGAGAAGCUUCCGUUUUCUGCCGAAAAAGUUGCCUUGAAGAGUCAAAGUUGUGAUUGCUAGGGAGCUUCCUACCCUGUUGUAUUUUAUUACGAGUGGGGAGGAGGUGAACCGAGAUGAGGGAGGAAAAUCGCCUAAAAUGUUAUGAAUCGCGGCUAAAACAGAACCAGAUCAAUCUCUACGACAACAACUACAAUAAAUUGGCUUUAUAAAAUAUAUACAGUACACAAAUUAAAGAAAAUAUUCGAUACACGAACAUUUUGUCUGGUUUUCCCGUGGGCAUACUGCAAUACAGUGAAACCUCUACACGUUCUUACUAUAUUGAUCAACAAUUAGGCACAAGAAUACACUUUAAGUGUAUGUGGGUGACGACAAAUUCAAGUUGCAUUUUGUAAUGACAUUUGGAGGCACAAAUUUUUCAUCUAGUGAUUUGCAACAUUCAGAGCCAUUUUGAAUUGUAAAAAAUAUUUUGAUAUUGAUCAUAGAAAAAAUUUGUCCAUUAUUUUUCUUACCUUUUAUGGACGUGGUCUAACAAAGCUAUGAUUCGACACAAGGUUGAAAAAGUAUGUUGAACACCUGUGAAACAGCAGUUGCGCUGACGAUUUGAGUGUUAACUGUAAAACGGCCUAACUAGUAUUGUUGGCUAUUGAACUUCAUGCCUAUCAAAUAGUACUUUUCUCCCAUCUUUAUUUGCCUAUUUUUUUAAAACUAUCAUGGUGGCCAUGGUUGUACAUUGUGAACAAACAUCCACCCUGUACAGCAAAAUGUUCGUGAGACGAGUUUUUUUUUUCUUUUUUUGCUGCUGAAAUUGAUAAUUAUUAUUACUGUAAGAGUAGACCAUUUGAUUGAUCAUUCAUUUGUGUUGAUGCUACUAAUAACACCAAAUGAUUGUUUUAUCACUGCGCAAUUCAUUAGUAGAUGCAAGUGUAUGAGUAACAUCUUUAGAGACUACCCAGAUAAAAAUCCUUUUUUCUGCUCCGACAGAAGACUAACACUCGAAACAUCAGCACAACUAAUGUUUCACAGAGGCGAUUCACAUACUUUUUCAACCUUGUGUUGAAUUAUGCCUUGUCUAUACCACACCUACGCAGACGAUCUAGUCCUUUUACAGCUUGUCUGUAGUCUUUUUAGUUAUACCAAUUGCCAAAAAUUUUUAAAGCAUCAAGUCUAUUGAAUCGAAACACCUCAGGUAAGUGUAAUAUGUUGUGUACUGUAUGAUUUGUGUAUACUGUAUGUUUUGAGAAAUAAAAAAAUGUCUAUCUA